AUGGAAAUGCAGCACGUUCAUGAGGGGAAGGUCUCUGUGGAGACUACACCAAGAGAAGAAGGACAACAAGUAUCUAAGGAAUCUAAACGAGGAGGAUGGAUUACCUUCCCCUUCAUUACAGCAAGCGUGAUGGGUCUUUCCAUAGCAGCCGGUGGGUGGACGGCGAAUCUAAUAGUAUUUCUAAUAACAGAGUUUAACGUUAAAAGCAUAACCGCUACAAAAAUAUACAACGUUGUACUCGCUUUCAGCUGUCUCUUUCCCGUCGCCGGUGCAAUCAUUGCCGACUCUUUCUUCGGCUCCUUUCCUGUUGUUGCCACCUUUGCCUUUGUUUCCUUACUGGGUAUGAUCAUGGCCACUCUAACGGCUACAAUACAUUCCUUGAGGCCACCACGAUGUGCAUUAAUUGGCUCAGACACCUGUGAAACGCCGUCAAAUCUUCAACAUGCAAUUCUCUAUAUGAACUUAACGCUGGCUGCACUAGGGUUUGGAGGCACCCGCUUCACAAUUGCGACAAUGGGAGCCGAACAAUUCGACAAGCCCAAAGAACAGGGCACUUUCUUCAGCUGGUUUUACUUCGCGUUAUACAUUGGUAAUGUCAUCAGCUACACCGCCGUCAUAUAUGUUCAGGACAACGUGGGCUGGGGUUUAGGGUUUGGAAUAUGUGCCAUUGCUAAUGCUGUUGGCUUGGUCGUGCUUUUGUUGGGAAAGCGAUUCUAUCGCCAGGUUAAGCCCAUGGGAAGCCCUUUCAUGAGCAUAGCUCGUGUCAUGGUUGCAGCAAUCAGGAAAAGGAAGAUUUCGAGAGCUUCUGGAAGCCUAGAUUAUUAUUUUGGAGCCACUGGGAAUAUGUUAAAAAUGGAAGAUGGCUCACCGACUAAAAGUUUCAGAUUCUUGAAUCGAGCAGCACUAAAAACUGAAGGUGAUAGACAACUAGACGGCUCAUAUGCAAGAUCAUGGAGGCUAUGCACCGUGGAAGAAGUGGAGGACCUCAAAAAACUAGUCAGAAUCAUCCCAAUAUGGUCUUCUGGUAUUUUUUUAGGUACUCCAAUAGGUGUUUUCGGUAGCCUCACAAUCCUCCAAGCCCUAACAAUGGACCGGCAUCUCGGACCCCAUUUCAAAAUCCCAGCUUCCUCUUUCGCAGUCUUCAACCUCUUAGCUACAACCAUCUCAAUCUUUACUAUCGACAAUUUCCUCCUCCCUAUGUGGCAAAAUAUGAUUCGCAGACCUUUGACACCCCUCCAGCGUAUCGGAAUUGGCCAUGUCAUCAACAUUCUUGCCAUGGUGGGGUCCGCCCUAAUCGAAACUAGACGGCUCCAUGUGGUGCGAACCCAUCAACUCAGUGGCCAACUAGGCUUGGUUGUGCCCAUGUCAGCUCUGUGGCUCGUGUUGCCACUAGUUGUUAUAGGCAUUAGUGAGGGAUUCCAUUUCCCAGGAACAAUUGCACUGUAUUAUCAAGAAUUUCCGAAGUCACUGAAAAGCACGUCCACGGCUAUGGUGUCGUUGUUGAUCGGAAUUGGGCUUUAUCUAAGCACGACGAUGAUAGAUUUGACGGAUAGAACGACAGGAUGGUUACCAGACAAUAUCAACGAUGGGAGAUUGGAUAAUGUGUUUUGGAUGAUGGCAGUGAUAGGAGCUCUAAAUUUUGGGUACUUUUUAGGUUGUGCCAAGAUUUUCAAGUACCAACAUGUUGAGGACCAUGACGGGCAGUCUUCGGAGCUGGCUUACUAA
Messenger RNA from Corylus avellana, 1725 nucleotides. RefSeq names its product protein NRT1/ PTR FAMILY 2.7-like. The record is from RefSeq and is a predicted model, not a curated record. NCBI's taxonomy places the organism in Eukaryota, Viridiplantae, Streptophyta, Magnoliopsida, Fagales, Betulaceae. Gene Ontology annotation, molecular function: transmembrane transporter activity. Gene Ontology annotation, biological process: oligopeptide transport; transmembrane transport. Gene Ontology annotation, cellular component: membrane.